Messenger RNA from Orbicella faveolata, 3385 nucleotides. RefSeq lists its product as uncharacterized. Gene Ontology annotation, biological process: potassium ion transmembrane transport; action potential. NCBI's taxonomy places the organism in Eukaryota, Metazoa, Cnidaria, Anthozoa, Scleractinia, Merulinidae. Gene Ontology annotation, molecular function: ligand-gated monoatomic ion channel activity; delayed rectifier potassium channel activity. The record is from RefSeq and is a predicted model, not a curated record. Gene Ontology annotation, cellular component: voltage-gated potassium channel complex; membrane.
UUUUCCAUUUUUAUGGACAGGGACUCUUAAGUUAUUGACAAAUACCAUUAUCGUGUGCGAAAAACGUUCGAGUCAUGGCACACUGCCAUGACUAUAAUGAGGCAGACAAUAAUUCUAGACCAUUACCAAGACAGUGUGCCAUUCCUUUAAUUAGUCUCUUUUCAUUAUUCAAAUUCCCGUUCGUUGUCACACUUUAAUUAUGCAUUUUCAUUCUUUAUUUUCCAUACUUUUUGCUGUUUAUAUUCAUUCAUUCAUGUCUUUUUUGAUCAUUCGUCCAAGGCUCUAGGUAGGCAGUCGAAAGCUUAUUCAUCUACCCUAAAUUUGCAACCAGUUUUAAUAUGUUUUACCCUGGUUGCUCGUCUAAUUAUUCGCUGUGAAACAGAAACUUACACUUGUUUUCUUCUUUAGAACGAUGAUAGCUAAGUGGUUUACAGUGGCUUCGGUUAUUGUCAUUGCACUUGGUACUACUCAGUUUCGAGCUAUUUUAGCGAAUGGUAACUCGUCCACAUCUGGCGACGAAAAAGAAGUCAAGGAAAACAAAAAUUUGUUUCUGGCCUGGAUCGAGAGGCCUCCAUACACAACAUCACCUUCCGAUGAAUCAUUAGACAACGACGUCCAUGGAUUGAUUCGAGACGCGCUCUAUCAGUCUGUGUUUUAUGACUGCAGUUAUGCUAGCGGGUGGAAAUACAUCCCAAAAACAAAUCGCGUUGACAGCGAAUUUCGAAUGAUUGAGCUGCUGUCGCAAAACAGGGUUCAUCUCGCUGCUCCAGUAUUCGAGCCCAUAAACCGACGGUACAUUGAAUUCCCCUUUGUAAAACUCGUCGAUUACCCUGGGACCGAUUUUAUCACAACUGAGGACGAGACGAAAGGGAUAAACGUUGUCUUGGACGCGGUUCUGAAAUCUUGGCCACUGUUUGUAGUUACUCUCAUUCUCACCGCCAUUGCUGGAGUCAUUAUGUGGGCGCUGGACACGCACUGGAAUAGUGAAGAGUUUCCUCGUUCAUUUAUCAGAGGUUCUUGGGAUGGAUUCUGGUGGUCCUUCAUUUCUAUGACCACAGUAGGGUAUGGCGACAAAUGCCCAAAGUCUGUCAUAGCUCGACUUUUUUCCAUUAUCUGGAUCCUGUUAGGCCUUGUCAUCAUGGCGAUGUUUACGGCGAACAUCACCUCUGCUCUGACCGCUCUCUCCUUGCAACUGGAACCAAGUAGCCUCGUUGGUGUAAAGGUUGCAGUGUUGGGAAAUGGAACAGAAUACCAGCAUGCUCUUGAAGAAGAUGCUGAACCCACAGUAUUCCAGAGAAUUGAUGACAUGAUUCAGGCUGUCAAAUCAAAACAGGUCGAUGGGAUGUUACUGGAUCGCUAUGCAGCUUCCUAUUACCAGUCAAGAAACCAAUUGCAAUCGCUGUACACCGUCAAAACGUUAGAGCUUCAAAGAGACAUUGGAAUUCUCUUCAACAAAAAUAGAAAGGAGCUUGCAGAGUGUUUAUUAAAUUUUCACCGUGCAAGUAUUUGGAGUUCGGUUCAAACCAUAACUGCCACGUACAAGCUUACUCAGCAGAUGCCUGCCAGGAAAGUCAAUCUGUUUGACGAGUCGUCUCCUUUCGUAAAGAGGUUCAUGUACAUUUCGCUCGGAGUAUUAGCUGGAUUGCUCCUCGUUGGAACAUUGUGGAACAUCCUUUUCAGAAAGAGAGGAAGGGCCAAACAACCUAAUACUUUGGAUGCGGCAGCAGUCAGUGAAGGAAUGAUACCAGAUACAAUCCAUGACGAUAUUGAAGCUGCAAGAAGGCUUCUUCGAAAAACGCAAGAACAGUUUGACAAACUGGAAUUCCAAGUGUCAAGAUUAAAAUACCAUCACUAAAUUAUGGUAGUGAGUUGUAAGAGUUCAAACUUGGUGACGUGAAAGUUUCAUUCGGUUGUUGGAGGGCUUGUUUUUCUUUUAAUAUCUCUUCAGUAUAUGUUCAUAGACUUGACAUGUCCGCCUAGGGACAGCAGAACGUGUUUGUGUUUCAUAUCGCUAUUUUAUUGAGCAUUUCUUAUAAUAUAAAUAGACUCACCCCAAAACAUUUAAAGCAAUUUUCUUUCUAUGAAAUCCCCUUCCCCGCAAUAAGCAUUGCCCUCUCAAAAAGCCUUUUAAGCCAUUGCAUGAUUAACGUAUGCAGGUAUUAUUAUCGGAAAAUACCGAUCGAAUUUCCCCUUAGAAACCUCUCCUUGCUUUGAUUUGGGAAAAACCGUUCUCAAAAUCAUCAAUAACUCGUCAAGUUGUAAACAAAGGAUUCAUAACCAUGAGAGAGUUUAACUAGAUUUUUAUUUUCUCUGUUUUCGUCUCAGAGUUUUCAAUGAGAAGAUAUAUUAAGCAAUCCAGACAAUGUUUCCCACAUUUCCAAACACUUCGAAGUUCGUCGAAGAUAAGGCGCGCCGUGUCUUCUAUUGGGAGCUUAAGAAACCACGACGGCAAUUCCGAGGACAACGUCGAUUAAAAUAUGAUUUUAUAUUUUACCUACGAAUCUCGCGGUACCCUAAAGUCAUUUACUUCGUUUACCACUGUCAAAGCUAACACGAAAGUGAAUCUAGGGCACAUCGAUAAAUUCGAAAUGAAAAUUUAAAAAAAUUAGCCGUCGUGGUUCAUGCACAUUAACCCUUUUGUUUAGCGAUGUUGCCGUUCGUCGUUUUCUUACGCUCCCUGUUGAUGUGAUAAGUCGUGGUCUCUGUUGCUUGAUAUAAUUUUGAUAUAAUCCACCCGAUGAUUUCUCCACCCCGUGUGGCUCUCUCCCCUUCCCCUUACCCCUUCUUCCCUUUCUAGGGUUAAAGUUCUUAGGGAACUCACUGGUUAUUUCCUAGUACCUUAAUUACAGUAGAGUUUACAUUUUACUUUCUACCUUUUUCAUGAUAUAUUAUUGGUCAGUAGUUCGAUAUCUUUAAACUAAAAACGUUGGAAUGAAAGUUUCCUGACGGGAAAUUGCAACUGCGUAAAUAACCAUUUUAACAGAGUUGUAAUCAUUUAACAAAACCAGCAAAAAAAGGGCAGGAAGUUUGUAAAUUUUUGUAUGGAAAUAAGUCUUCGUAAAGAUACAAAUGUAUGGUCAUUCGGGUUGAUUCAACUUUUUCCUCUACUGUAGUAAAAAAAAAAUUAGAAUUAAUAAAUAACGAACAACCGCUUUGCCGUCCUCAUGAGGGCAUUGUCAAGUUCAAAAUGUCAGUCGCGAUGAUAUUUGUAAAUAAGAUUAUAAAUAAAUCUUGACAAAUGGGAUAAAGUAUUUAUGAGUGGAAUUAAAAUCAGGAGCACAUUGUUCUAUGUGAAACGUUUUGCACGAAGAGAGUUAGAUUGAGUGCUAAGAACAGGUUUAAGUUCUUUAAUAAACAAUUACAUCUCUUGAAUGAGACCGUCCAG